Molecule: messenger RNA, 825 nt
Organism: Eupeodes corollae
Lineage: Eukaryota; Metazoa; Arthropoda; Insecta; Diptera; Syrphidae
Exons: 1
Coding region: 1-825 (274 amino acids)
Biological process (GO): DNA integration
Molecular function (GO): nucleic acid binding
Source: RefSeq, a predicted model, not a curated record
AUGCGUACCACGCAACUAAUGGUUUCACUUCCCAAGGGAAGAGUAAAUAAAAACAAGGCAUUUCAACAUAGCGGUGUAGAUUAUGCUAGUCCCUUCGACCUUAAACUUUCCAAAGGUAGAUCGACGAAGACCUACAACGGUUUUAUUUGCAUAUUUAUUUGUUUGGUCACAAAAGCUAUUCAUAUCGAGCUUGUCUCAGAUAUGACUUCCUUAGGUUUUUUGGCUGCAUUCCGAAAGUUCACUGCGCGAAAAGGAAGCUGUAGUCACUUGUACAGUGACAAUGGAACCAACUUUGUGGGAGCCAACAAAGAGCGUCUAAAGAUGAAUCGUCAAUUUCUUCAAAUUCUUUCGCCUGACGUCCGUGCCCAGACGGAAAAUGAAGGAACUUGCUGGAGUUUUAUUUCGCCUGCCUCGCCACACGUCGGUGGAUUAUGGGAGUCAGCAGUAAAAUCAGUUAAGUACCAUCUUAAACGUAUUUUGUUUAAUAGAAUUCAUUCAUAUGAUGAAAUGUAUACACUUCUAGUUCAAAUCAAAGCCUCACUAAACUCCAGACCGCUGUGCCCACUCACCGAUGAUCCUAUGGACUUAAGUGUACUCACUCCUGCCCAUUUCCUUAUUGGAGAGCCUACGAAUAUUGUUCCAAAACCAUCACUACUUGAUCUUAAAACAACCGACUCAACAGAUGGCAACAUAUCCAACAAAUGUUUCAGCACUUUUGGUAUAGAUGGCACAAGGAAUUUCUAUCACGCCUUCAACAACGUCCAAAGUGGACCAAAUCCAAAAAAAACAUCGAAAGAAAUGAUCUAUAGUCAUCAUCAAAGAUAA